This is a messenger RNA of Puntigrus tetrazona (Sumatra barb), 3982 nucleotides long. It is a transcript of the gene ogfrl1, whose product is annotated as opioid growth factor receptor-like 1. The coding region runs from base 365 to 1513 and encodes 382 amino acids. The record is from RefSeq and is a predicted model, not a curated record. Gene Ontology annotation, molecular function: opioid growth factor receptor activity. NCBI's taxonomy places the organism in Eukaryota, Metazoa, Chordata, Actinopteri, Cypriniformes, Cyprinidae. Gene Ontology annotation, cellular component: membrane. The transcript has 8 exons.
CCGAGCUGAUGGUCCGACGGACGCCGCUGUAGUCCGCUCAAAUGAGGAAGACUGAGACUUCAAACUGAGAUUUCUCCCUCCCCACCUGCGCACUACAGAGCGAGAGAGGAGCCGCUUGCAUUGUUAAUUUAGAGCAGCCUCAGUAUAGAGACGCCUUAAACGAUGCUGAGAGCAUAUCAUCCUCCUCCUCAUCAUCUCCAGUACUGAUCUCUGUGCAGAAGGGGGUGUGUUCUCAUCACAGAGCUGGAAAUCCCCCCAUUAGUCACAUAAAAGCGACCCGAACGCCACUUCCACGUCCUAUUAAAGCUCGAUCCUGAGCCGAACGAGGACUCUAAACUAUGUAGGCACGGUGGACAGGGUUUAAAUGGGCAAUCUGAUGGGCAGCUGGAGAUACAAGGAGCCGAGCACAGUGGAAGAAUGCGACUCGACGUGGGAAACGGACUCGGAGAGCGACGAGCAUCAGCCGGGAGGAGAGGAGGAGGACAGCGGCAUCUCCGAAUCCAUGAGCCCGGCGGAUGCAGUCAGAGGAGCCGAGCAGCUGGAGCACGGAUCACCGCAGUUUGGUGACAUGAUGGAGCCCUCUACUAGGAUGAAAAGGAGCUUUUACGCCGCAAAGGACUUGUACAAAUAUCGGCACAGUUAUCCGAACUACAAGGAGCCUCGUCAGCCGAACGAAUACCGCAAUCUGAGGUUUUAUCUGAAUAAGAUCCCCCUGGUGCCGGAUGGUAUUUAUAUUGAAGAAAUCCUCACUAAAUGGAGGGGAGACUAUGAAAAAUUAGAGCACAAUCACACAUACAUUCAGUGGCUCUUCCCACUCAGAGAGCAAGGCCUAAAUUUUUAUGCCCAAGAACUCACUCAGGAUGAAAUAAAGGAAUUCCAAAGCACUCGAGAAGCCAAGAGGCGCUUCCUCCUAGCGUAUACGAUCAUGUUGGAUUUCUUCGGAAUCAAGCUCCUGGAUAAAAACGGCAAUGUGACUCGGGCCCCAAACUGGCAAGAUCGCUUUCAGCACCUGAACGAGUCACAGCACAAUUACCUGCGUAUUACUCGCAUUCUGAAGAGUCUUGGUGAGCUGGGCUUUGAAAGCUUCAAGCUUCCUCUGGUGCGUCUUCUGUUGGAGGAAGCGCUGUUGGAGGGCACUUUACCCAACAUGCGUCACAGCGCACUGGAAUACUUCGUCUACACACUGCGGCAACACGCUCAGAGACGCGCCCUGCUUCGCUUCGCCCAGUGCCACUACCAGCCGCCCGAGAACUUCAUCUGGGGCCCACCCAAGAAGAAGCGCAUUCCAGCCUCUGGGUCCACAGUGAUGAAGGCAGGGAAAAAUGAGGUGAUGGAGAGGAGUGUGGGCAAAGCCAGGUCACCUAGAGAGGGCAGAAAUAACCUAGAGAGAGAGGCGGACGACAUGGACGAGAGGAAGAGUGGAGAGUGGAAAACAGCUAAAGGGUCCAUGGUCCUGCAGGAGGUUAGGGGAAGGGUAGAUCUAGAAGAAUACAUUGAGACCAUUCCUCUGUAAGUAUAUAAAGAGAGGGAUUAUGGGAAUUCUGGAGUAGCUUAAGCUGAGCUUAAAAUGAAGUAAAAGAAUGGCACAGCAAUAUUAUUCCAUACUAUUGCCUUUUAGAGACCCGCUUUGUGAACAACUUGACUGUUUGCCAUUUUUUUAAAUCAUUAAUAUGAGGUGUUUUUCUUAACUCUGAAUACUUUACAAAAAGUGUUAGCGGAUGAAUUUCUGUUCCGUAAUUCUUACUUGCAGCCCUCUGGAGACUUCUUAGAGCAUGUACAAGUGUGAAUACGUAGAAGUGCUACCUGAGCACUCUGUUUGUGUGAAAUUUUGCACUUUUUGACUAUUCAGUCUUCCCCUGUGAGAGAAUAUUAUCUUAGUCUGCCGGCUUUGAGAUGAGGCUUUAUUUGCUAAUUGUAAGCCCGUCUCUCCGACAGACUUGUGUUCUUUUGCGUGUUUAGAGCUCGAUGCCGUUUCUUACAACGGAUACUCGUAGCUCAUUGUAACAGAUUAUAACAAUGUGAAGUGUGAAUAUACUUGCUGGAAUUUUCAGGUAAUUGAUCUUCCAUGUUUCUAUGGGUACGCGUGAGACUUUAAUCCAGUUUUCUCGAAUAUGUCUUGCAAUAUAAAGUGCCUCUUCUUUCGUUUGUUAAAGCAUACGUGAUGUGCUUUAUCAUUUCGAGUCGGAAGUCGCGCAGUAGAAACGCAAUUAUAAGCAAAAACAAACUUGAAUUUAGACUCUUUUGUGUUUUAUGUUAGUUUUUGAUAAAACGAAGCCUUAGCUCUUAUUUUUAAAUGGGAAUUUAAACGGUAAAUGACGUUUUGAUGCUAAUAAAUGUGGCAUGACAGAUUCAAACUGAGGCAUUUACCGCUUAUUACAGUAAGCUGCUAGUUAAAGGAAUCUGUGUGAAUUUGUUCUUUGGGUAAACUAUUUCUUUAAAGCACACCAGAAAGUAUAUUAAAAGUGUAUUUAUGUUGAAAGUUUUAUUACGUAAUAAGCAAAGAAGGGGAAGACAUCGGUAAAACAGCUUUUGUAGCCUAACAUUCAUCUUAGGAAUGUUCGCUCGUUAGUUGGAAAAAGUAGGCCUAAAUAAUAAUAGCUGAAUAUAUGCACAAUGUUAUGAAUUAAAAUGUGCAUUUUAGGCUUUUAUUUGUUUAUUUACAUGCCUUUUCUUAAAAAAAAGGUCAGACAGCCACUGUUUAAAUGAUAAUAUAUUGAGGACUGUUUGGCGGAUAAUGGUGAUAAUGAAGAAAGCAGAGGCUUUGGUUUUUCGUGCAGUGCAUAUAUAUCAAAAUGACUCAAAGUGAUGAAGCAAUUCACGUAUGUAUGUUAGAGUGUGUAUAAUGCCUACAUGCUUAACCUACAGUGUUUAAGUGUGGACAAUCAGGGCUAUUGAUGGUCACCAUCCACAUAUACAAAUAAAUCAGUGUUUUUAUUAGCAAAUAUAAAUUAACGUGGCUCACACAUAUUACGUGUGUUUGUUCCACACUGCUGUUUCAGAGUUUGCCCAGAGGCUGAGACAAUACCUCUACAGCACAGGUGUGUGUGUGUGUGUGUGUGUGUGUGUGUGUUUCUGAGUUCUUCCUUUUUAGUUUCUAACAACACACAAAGUGUGUGUCUGAAGUGCAUCUUUCCCCCUUUUCCUUUGAAUUAAAUGAGGCUCUUUCAUUCUUUUUCCUUCAGUCAAUAUUUAAAUUGAGCAUGUUUUUUUCUGUUUACCAUCUAACCCAGUUCAUACCCUAGGGUUCAUUAAAUGGCAUCUUAGUCGUACAUGAAAAGAGGGUUCACAUCCUGCUUCAUUAUUUCCUCCAAAUAAACAGAUAAUUCUUGUGUCCCAAACCUAAAACAAAACACUAUAGUUGUCCUGUCUACUCAGAUUCUUUCAUCAGUUUUUAAAUUCAACACAGAUGCGCACUGCAAUAUCCCCAAAUCCUUUGCAUGACAUUUGGUGAAAAGAAAAACAAGACAUUGGAUGCAGAGAAGUACAUUUAGUCAUAAAUGUUUUUUUUUUUUCGACUUCUACUAGAAAUAAGUAUUAAUAUUUGCUUGCUAAUCUCGUAAGCUCACUUGAAUUUAUUGAAGCUGUUGAUUUUUUUGAUGUAAAGUUGUAAAGUUUUAGAAGUCAGUCUGAAACCGGUUUUCUUUGGGAGGUACUUUUAUACAAAAAACAUUGCCUUUAAGUCAAAAUAGGCAGCAAAACCUAGGUUUCAGACUUUUGUCCUGUUUGGAAACAAAUAGCCAUCUUCUCUUUAUCCAUCUGAAGAACCUGUGGUUCUAAAAGACUGUUGAAUCCGCAUUUCAGUAUUUCAGUGUUUCUUGUGCCAUAAUCGUGUGGAAACAGUUUGACUGGCGACAUGCAAGGCGCCUUAAGUGUUUAUAACAUAACUUUGUUGAGAAGUGAUAAUUUGUAAUCAAAGGAAGUGUGACAUUUGGACAUUUCUAUCGUGGCCUACUGUAUAAUAAAGUGCAGCUCUUUGACGAAU